Messenger RNA from Acanthochromis polyacanthus (spiny chromis), 4212 nucleotides. RefSeq names its product NIMA-related kinase 10 (gene nek10). NCBI's taxonomy places the organism in Eukaryota, Metazoa, Chordata, Actinopteri, Pomacentridae. Gene Ontology annotation, biological process: protein phosphorylation. Gene Ontology annotation, molecular function: protein kinase activity; protein binding; ATP binding. The record is from RefSeq and is a predicted model, not a curated record. The transcript has 36 exons. The coding region runs from base 174 to 3350 and encodes 1058 amino acids.
UGCUAAUGUUGGGGCGUCUGCUGUUGUGACAGUUGAAACUGUGUCACUUAUUACCUCGACUAGAGACAUUUAAUGAGACAACAUUUGUGUAAACCAUUACAAAUCAACUGUCUACUGUUAGUUUGCGAUGCUGGAAGAAGGAUUCCUCAUGGAAACAGAGUGCAAUACUGAAAAUGUACAACACAGUUAAAAAAGCAAGACAAGGAGAAAAAAUACUCUUAAAAUCCAAAGCUUCUCAUGAUCUCAGAAGGCUCCAGUCCCUGCUUGCCAAAAGCCGCCCCAGACAAGAGGUGGCAGCGCUGAGUCACAGUAAAGCAUGCAGCGGUGGAGCCAGGAGAUCCAUGAAUCCUCCAAAAGACACCAACAGACCUCACAGGAGUGAGAGCGACCUCAGCAGUGAAAACUCUGAACUGGAAAAAUUCAGCAUAACAUACAGAGACCAAAGAUGUUUCAGUAGUCAUCCACUGUGUAAACUGUUCUCUGACAUCCUUACAUCUUUGGUCAACAACCGACUCUGCAGUGACUGGAUUGACCAUGCACCACCGGAGUCAGUUCUUAGAGUUCUCAUCUGCCUACGAUUACUGAUCCGAGAUCCCCAUCAUCAGAAAAUCCUCCAUGAACUCCAAGGCAUCAAUUUACUUGCGAAGUAUAUGGAGUCUGUCACUGCCAUGUAUAUGUCAUGUGAAGAGAAGGCAUUUGCCUCGCAGAAGCUGGUCGCAUUGACCUACAUGUUUCAGAAGCUGUCUGCCGCUGAAAAUCAAAGGGUGUGGGUCAUCAAGAGUGGCGCUCAUAGAACCUUGGUGAAGCUCCUCUCCACAACAGACAGCAGUGUGCUGCUGGGAGCCCUGCUGGCACUCAGCACCUUGGCUGACAGCUCAGAAUGCAAGAAGGAGAUUGGGGAGUUGCCAAUAGUGGAGAGUCUCCUUGUAAUACUCCAGGAAUAUGACCUGCUGUCAAAGAGGAUGAGUGCUGAGCUGCUGAGGCUGCUGUCCCCGGUGCAGCAUGUGAGGGACCAGGUGAGAGAGCUGGAGGGUGUUCCAGUGCUGCUGAGCCUGCUGCACAGUCAACACCUGAAGCUGCUUUGGAGUGUCUCCUGGGUCCUGGUCCAGCUCUGCGAGGAUCCCGACACCAGGGCAGAGAUCCGGAGCUGGGGUGGGGUGCAGCAGCUCCUCCGACUGCUCAACAGCGACAGGCAGUAUGUCUCUGACCGCUCGUCCAUCGAGACGCUCUCCAGUGCCAACGCAGCUGGUCGCAUCCAGAAAGAGCACAUGACAGAACAGCUCAGUCCACAGGAGGAAGCAGACAACACUAUGGCCCUGCGGUCAGCCUGCUGCACAGCUCUGACGGAGAUGAGUCUGGAUGACACAUCUGCUCACCACAUUGUACAGGAAAAUGGCAUCUACAUAAUCACAAAGUUGAUUUUACCACACAACUCUGGACCAAAGAUCAAUUCUUUACAGUGCUAUGCAUUCCGGACGCUUCGAUUUCUCUUUAGUGUGGAAAGAAACAGACAUCUGUUUAAGAGACUCUUUCCCACAGACCUCUUUGAGUUGUUUAUUGAUGUUGGACAUUAUGUGCGGGACCUCACAGCCUACGAGGGCCUGCAAACCAAAGUCUCACUCUACACUGAAGAAGAGCUUGACAGUCUGAGAGAGAGCAUCGAGGUUGUGGACCAGAACCGACCUCCUCUCAGAGUGAUCAACGGUUACUCCAUACUGGACCAUCUGGGCACCGGGGCCUUUGGAAGUGUCUUUAAGGUCCUAAAGCAGAGUGGGCAGAACCUUCUAGCUCUGAAGGAGGUGAAUCUACACAACCCAGCGUUUGGCAAAGACAAGAAGUCCAGAGACAGCAAUGUGGAGAAAAUCAUCUCUGAGCUCACGAUCAUCAAAGAACAGAUGACUCACCCAAACAUUGUUAAAUAUUACAAGACAUUUUUGGAAGGUGACAAGCUGUACAUAGUGAUGGAGCUGAUUGAGGGCAUGCCACUGGCUGAACAUUUUAACUCUCUGAAAGAGAAGCAGCAGCAGCUAACUGAAGACAGAAUUUGGAAUAUAUUCAUACAGAUGUGUCUGGCAUUGCGGUACCUGCACAAAGAGAAGAGAAUAGUCCACCGGGACCUCACACCGAACAACAUCAUGCUGGGGGAGAAAGACAAAGUCACCAUCACUGACUUCGGUCUUGCCAAGCAGAAACAAGAGAACAGCAAGCUUACGUCAGUGGUCGGCACCAUCCUUUACUCCUGUCCAGAGGUGGUGAAAAAUGAGCCGUACGGAGAGAAAGCUGACAUCUGGGCUCUGGGCUGCAUCCUCUACCAGAUGGCCACUUUACAGCCUCCGUUCUACAGCAGUAACAUGCUGUCUCUGGCCAGCAAGAUUGUCGAGGCCGUCUAUGAGCCAGUUGAGGAGGGAGCUUUCUCAGAGAGAGUCACAGAAAUGAUCAGAUGGUGUUUGAGUCCAGAUGCAGAGCAGCGGCCAGACAUUGUGGCCGUCAGCUCCAGGAUCUCUGACCUCAUGAUGAGGCUGAUGGACGGACUCUACACUUCCCACAAUGCACUGGAACGAAGAGCAGAGAGAGACCGAAAACGGGCACAGAAGUACUUUCAUGAAAAGCACAAAAGCUGGAUGGACUACAGUCACUCCAACUCAUCGCAGGAAUGGCUCUUAGUGAAGACUGAAUCUCAGGCUCCAUGCUCUUCUACUGGCUGCAGUUUAAACCACAACGAACAGAGCACAAGUAAAGGUGAUGCCUCAGAUGAGGAUGCUGAACCAUCCAAUGCCAAAAACAGCACUGCUGCCUCUACAGGAAAAUACUACAGUUUAAAGUCCAGCGCCUGUGUUACACCUGAUCGUGUUCUGAACAGUGGGGAUUUUGCUGCUACAAAGAUGAAACCAAGACCAGUGUCAGGAGGGAUCUGUGUCUCCCAGAAGAAGCUACGACAGAUUGAUGAUCCCAUCCAGAGGCUCCUCGUGCAGCUGCACAAAAUCAUCUACAUUACUCAACUCCCACCAGCUCCACACCACAACAUCAAAAGACGCCUCAUUGAAAGAUUUAAAAAGUCCCUCUUCCACUUUGGCAGCGACCCAUGCAACCUGAAAGUGGAGCUCAGCAAGCUCCUCCAGGCCUCCACAGAGCUCAUGGAAUUAGGUUCGAUCAGUUCCGACUGGUGGCCGCAGGUCCAACACUUCACAGGAGAUCAGAGCCCUGAUAGCACAGGUGACGGGAAUCUCAAAGAUGGAGUUACAUAUCAGCAAAUGCAGGGAAUAAUUGAGGAGCUCCUGGAGGAGAACGACUACUACGAAACAACAGACAGCAGGUUCAUAAAGAAAAGAAAUAACCAAGAAAAGAAAUAACAUCUCUACUCAAACAAAGAAGUCACGGAAACGGACGGAGAAACCUCUGAUUUAUCUGCAUAAUGCUGACUUCACAGUGAUACGUUAUGGAUGCUGAAAUGCAAUUAACCUCAGUUCAUAUCCUCUGUCUACAUAGUACAUAUGUAGUUAACAUACAAAACUACCAAAGCACUUGGUAAAAACAUGCUUUUGUUUGAACUUAAACAAAGCUUCUGUAACCACACACCUCUUUGGUUCUCAGGUGUUGCUUUUGAUGUUGUGUGACUGUGAAUCUCCAAACACAAUUUAUUAUAUAUAAACCAAAAUGUUUUUUUUUUCUGUGUCAGUAAAUUAUCAAAAUGUAAAAUUCACGAUUGUUCCAGAUGAGGCUUCUCAUAUCAAAGUGAACUGGCCUACAAACCCAGAGAUAACUCCGGUCCACCACUCUCCUUGUUUACCUGUGGAGGUCCAGCCUCUGUGUGCCUGUGAAUCUUUCUGUUUUAUUUUAGUUUUUCAGGGCUGACACUUUAAGUUCUCAGGACCAGACUCCGUGGUUUGACUAUUUCAAGUGACUCCAAGCCACAAUUUCCUUGUUCACUUCACUUUCGAUGAGCUGAUAGGAGGCCCAACUUUCGGCUUAAUUCAACAUAUCACGACGUCUGACUGCAGAUUUACCAAACGUGGGACCCAGGUCAAAUGUUUUUUUCCCCGUUUUUAUGCACUGUAUCAACAUGAGUUCUCAAAUAGUGCUAUCAUUUUCAAAAUAAAUAACAAAGAAUAUAAUUUUGUAUGUAUUUUGACAGUUUGAAGAGUUCAAUGCAGAAAAUAAGCUUUCUUGUGCACUUUAAUUCAAAUAAAGACUGGUCAGUAUAAUCUGUAUAAA